Messenger RNA from Micropterus salmoides (largemouth bass), 6192 nucleotides. It is a transcript of the gene skia, whose product is annotated as v-ski avian sarcoma viral oncogene homolog a. The transcript is spliced from 7 exons. Gene Ontology annotation, cellular component: nucleus. The record is from RefSeq and is a predicted model, not a curated record. Gene Ontology annotation, molecular function: DNA-binding transcription factor activity, RNA polymerase II-specific; RNA polymerase II cis-regulatory region sequence-specific DNA binding; SMAD binding. Lineage: Eukaryota; Metazoa; Chordata; Actinopteri; Centrarchiformes; Centrarchidae. Gene Ontology annotation, biological process: negative regulation of BMP signaling pathway. The coding region runs from base 465 to 2657 and encodes 730 amino acids.
GCAGGCUGGCUCUCAGACUUCUCAUCUCCAUACAGUCAGAGUGAACUGCGGGGGCCGACGGAGCGGAGUGCUGCAGUCCUCGACAGCGGAAAGAGCCUCAAAUAAGGAUUGUCUUAUCGACCUGUAUCGACUCACAGCUCCUGCUUUGGGUUCAUCUUCGCCUACUUCGUUUUGGAAUUCAACAAAGGCAACUUUUGGCUUCUCUGGAGUUUUGGAGAGCCGCGUCUCUUUAGUUAUGGACAGUCGGCGCGCCGCUGCAGGGAGCGACUGUCCGGUGUUCACUCUGUAGUCACGGGAAUAAAACUGUAAACUCGCCGUCUGGGACUUUUUACUGGAUGUUUGAUGAAGCGCUCCGCAAAUUUGUUCAGUUCUGGGACACCGUGGAUUUAUCAGGUUCAGGGACGGAUUGAUACUCGCGAUUCAACGACAAAAAGGAUUUACGCUUCUGAAGUUGUAGGAAAAACAUGGAGACUGUAAGUCGGCAGAGCUUCCAGCCUCAUCCGGGACUGCAACAAACUCUCAAGCAGUUUCACCUCAGCUCUAUGAGCUCUCUGGGCGGACCGGCGGCUUUCUCUGCCCGGUGGCAACAUGAGCUCCUCUUCAAGAAGGACGGGAAGGAGCCCGAGCCGGUUCUGCAGCAUCUGCCGCCGCCGGUGAUGCCGGGCCCGCUGUUCAUCCCGUCGGACCGCUCCACGGAGAGGUGCGAGACGGUGCUGGAGAGCGAGACCAUCUCGUGCUUCGUGGUCGGCGGGGAGAAGCGCUUGUGCCUGCCGCAGAUCCUGAACACGGUCCUGCGGGACUUCAGCCUGCAGCAGAUCAACUCGGUGUGCGACGAACUGCACAUUUACUGCUCCCGGUGCACGGCGGACCAGCUGGAGAUCCUCAAAGUUAUGGGGAUCCUGCCCUUCUCCGCGCCGUCCUGCGGCCUCAUCACCAAGACGGACGCCGAGCGGCUCUGCAACGCUCUGAUCUACGGAGGCGCCUACCCGCCGCGCUGCAAGAAGGAGCUGAGCGGGGGCUCGCUGGAGCUGGAGCUCACCGAGAGGAGCUUCAAAGUCUACCACGAGUGCUUCGGCAAGUGCAAGGGCUUGUUCGUGCCGGAGCUGUACACCAGCCCCAACGCAGCGUGCAUCCAGUGCAUGGACUGCAGACUCAUGUACCCGACCCACAAGUUCGUGGUGCACAGCCACAAGGCGCAAGAGAACAGGACUUGCCACUGGGGCUUCGACUCGGCCAACUGGAGGGCGUACAUCCUCCUGGGACAGGAUUACACGGGGAAAGAGGAGAAGGCCCGCCUGGAGCAGCUCCUGGACGAGAUCAAGGAGAAAUUUGACUUCGCCAACAAGUACAAGAGGAAAGCAUCAUCCAGGACAUCUGAUCCCAUCCCGAUCAAGAAGUCCAAAUAUGAAGACUUCCCGUCGCAGUCCCCGCUGGCUGACAAGGAGAAGCAGCACGACUGGCUCCAGUCCCUGUCCGCCUCCAAUAAGGGGCUUAACUGCAUCCAGCCUAGACAGAGGCCCUCAGCUUUCAGACCCUGGUCCCCCCACAUCUCUGCUGGUGAUAAGGAGCCCUCCAGUCACCCCCUGGCCCUGCUGAGAGACAGCUUCUACAACUACAAGAGCAUGGAGAAAGCUGUGGCCCCCAACGUCGCCCUUACACCACUGCCCCUGGGGAAGGUGGGCCCCCUGUCUCCUUCGGUACCCAGCACCUCCCACCCAAGUGGAGGUGAACCCCCAGGUGAGGGCGCCAACGGCAACUCCAGGGCUCGCAAGAGAAGAGCCACAGGGGAGCUCCCACCCCCAGUGGCCGAGGCCCCCUGCCCUCCUUCCUCAGCUGCCAGCAAGCCCGCACUGCCUCAGGACGACAAAGACUCUGAGGUGGAGAUCGAAGUGGAGAGCCGUGACGAAUUCACUUCGUCCCUGUCCUCCCUGUCGUCGCCAUCUUUCACCUCGUCCAGCAGCUCAGCCAAGGACUUGAGCUCGCCCGGCGCCCAGGGGCCCAUCUGCACAGUCACGUCGGCCGAGGGUGGCGCCCCUGUGGCUGCACCUGUCCCAGCACUGCCGGCCCCUCCAGAGCUGGGGCUGGAGUCAGAGUUGGAGAGCCUGAGGCAGGCGCUGGAAAGCGGACUGGACUCCAAGGAGUCGAAGGAGAAGUUUCUGCACGAGAUUGUUAAGAUGAGAGUGAAGCAGGAGGAAAAGUUGGGGUCGGCCCUGCAGGCCAAGCGCAGCCUCCAGCAGGAGUUGGAGUUCUUGCGGGUGGCCAAGAAGGAGAAGCUGCGGGAGGCAACCGAGGCAAAGCGAAACCUGAGGAAGGAAAUCGAGCGCCUGCGAGCUGAGAGCGAGAAGAAAAUGAAGGAAGCCAACGAGUCGCGGAUCCGUCUGAAGCGGGAGCUGGAGCAGGCCCGGCAGCUGAGGGUCUGCGAUAAAGGCUGUGAGGCCGGACGUCUCCGCGCAAAAUACUCUGCACAGAUCGAGGACCUCCAGAUGAAGCUGCAGCAUGCCGAGGCCGACCGCGAGCAGCUCCGAGCCGACUUGCUGCAGGAGCGGGAGGCCAGGGAGCACCUGGAGAGGGUGGUGAAGGAGCUACAGCAGCAACUCUGGCCCAAAUCCAACAGCGACAAGGAGGGGACGCCCAAGGACACGCCAGUUGUCAACUAACCCAGGAGCCAAUGUCACCGCCCGACCAUUCCCCUCGCCAUUGCCAUGAUCCCCAACAUCUGACCAUAAAUACACCAGGAGUCCGGGGCCGGCCACAUCGCACCAUUGCCCAUCACGCUCGCCCUCCAGAACACAAAAAUAAAAGACUCUCACCAUCCACCCAGAGGCAGAGAGAAGAAACGAGGGCCUGUGUCCUCGUCCAUGCGCACGAAAAGUCAAGUGAGUGGUUUUCUUGAAGACUGGAAAUAGCACAAUGAUGCAACAAGGAAACGCGUGUUUCUAAAUCAAGCACUGGCUCGCACCUUCCAAACUCACAGAACUGAAAAGUAGAUUGUGAAGAACGAAAGAAAAAUGGAUGUAUAGCACAAGAUAUGGAUUUCCUCUGACAGGAACAGGCGGUGAGACUUUUGGACAGACGUGUGAUAAGAAAUGCUGAAAGUGAUCAGCUGUUGAGAGGUGUUAGAGCGGUGUGGCCAGGAGGACACAUUUAACUCCCAGUUCCCGAAAAAAAAGCCUCCACCGCCGUCCCUCGCCGUGACGAAGAUGGAGGGUUUUGAGCACAUUAUAAGCUAUUUAAGAGACUACAUAGCGAUAUGUAAAGAAAAAAAAGACUUUCUUUGUUUCUCUGUGCUUUUGGAGUGUGAAAAUAUAAAAGAUACAAAUAAAUUAGAAGAUGAACAAAACAAGUAAAUGAACUUUCCACAGUGCCACCGUGGUUUUGUCGGUUUUUCAGGAAGCCAUCGCAGUCCACAGAAGGAAAAACCAUCAAGGUCGACCUCGCCGUUUCCUCCCGUUGUUGUUUUAUAAAAUCUCUGAUUUCUAAUUUCUCCAAGCUGCAGGGUGAUAUCUUUCUCUCUCUGGAUAAAACCCUGCAUUGGGAAUUACAUGCUUACAUAAAAACAUGCUGUGUUAAAGGCACCUUUUGGAUGAUCAAUAACAAUUUCCUACAGUCUCUGAGACACACACACACACACACACACACACACACUGGUUGCCAUAUGUUAUUUUAAGCAUUUGGGUUAAAACCCUGAAGUCUUUAUCUUAUAAAGAUAAAAAAACUCCAGAUGUGUGUGUGGCCGUUUGAGUGAUGAAAAUCCGGCAUGUUUUUACUCCAGAACCAAUCAGAACCAUUGUGUAUGAAAUCAUAGUGGACUGGACAGGGCAACCUUAGCAAGAACCACAAAAAAAAUGUUCAUUUUAAUUAAAUUAAGGUAUGUAAAUAUGAAUAUAUGUUGUUGUUUUUUUUUUUUUACUUUACAAUAAUGAAUCGCACUUUGUCAUAACAAAAUACUGGUAUAAUGCAUUGUACUCCCACUAUUGUCUUCAAUCUUACUUUGAAAAUAUCAUCUUUAUACACGACUGCUACCAUAUAAACCCAGUAAGCAUUUUGUUUGAUAAUAUGCAUUUCGAAUAAAAACUGUUUUCUUAAAGGCAAAGUAUUGUAAAUAAACGUGAAGAAAAAAGGCUCCACUUCUUGCUUGCUGAUGCAGUCUGGAAUUGUUGGAAAGUUACGGGCAGCGCAUUCUCCCAUUUUUAUUUUUAUUUUUGUAAUAUAAUUAUAACAGAUUAACGGUUACAACUCACAACAAAUUUGUCAAAACUUGGUUUGCAACAUGUAACAUGAAUUGUUGAGCUUGAACAAAAAGUCACCUUCAGACAAUAAAAUGAGAUUUUAUUCAGCAGGCAGAGGCCGUGAAUCUGCCGUCACACAGUGGGUACAAUGCAAUCAGAAUGUACAUUGAGUUAAUGCUAUUUUUCCUUUGGUUGUUGAUGUUGUUUUAAACGUGGAGAUAUUUUACUGCUUGUCUGUUAUGUUCAAAACUCAUAUUUUCUUUAUGCAUGAAAUUUGAGAAGGUUUGCCACACAUAUAGUCAGUUAUUGGGCAUCGAUGCUGUACAUGUAAGGAUUUUAUUGUGUUAUGCAAUAUAAAGCAAUUUGUCUUAUUUAGAAGAGGAAAAGGUAAUUAAAAAAAGAAGCAACACGCCGUAUAUUGUUCUUUAGUAAAAACUUCACACUUGCAAAAACCAAAAGAAGAAAAAAAAAUUAAAAUGCAAUGCUGGACAACCUCAAGUGCCUGGACGUGGGCAAAAGGUUUCCAGAGUAGGAAAACUGAUGAGGAAGCUGUUGGGGCUGGGCCUCUCAUAAACUUCCUGUUUGCAGGUUUCAAAUUAAAAGCCCCUCACUCGCUCAGCAGCUCUUUUUAUCAGUAUUCUUAAAACCAACCAGUUUACAAACAUGUUUUCUUUUUAAAAUGCAGAGAACAAUUGAACAAAUGCUAGAAUGCUUAAGGCUUUUUUAUUUCUGAAUGAGUAUUUUUUUUCCUUUAUUUGAAAUCAAUGAUAUGCAUGUUCAAACAAUUUUUAUAGAAGAUCUUGAAAAGCCACUUGCUUCAGUGAAUUGUUACUUUGGUUUGUAUAUAGGGACUUAAGUGUUUAUUCCCAGUUUGUUGACUUGUCCCAAGGCGGCGGACAUGUCGAGGAUAAUAAAGAGGGCAUUAUGUUAAAGGCCCUUUUCUUAUCGAACAUCACUGAUGUUGCUCAGAACAACACUGCGUCUGCGACUUUGGCAGACCUAAAAUUGGUACAUUUUGUAGUUGUUUUUACACUCAAAAGAGUUGACAGCCUGUGUGUAGUUUACUUUACUCAUGGUUUUCUACAAAAGAAGGGAGAUGAUAACAACAUUGGCUCUUCGCUCUCCCACGGUAAAAGAAAAAAGCAGUUUAACAACGUCUCGUUUUCUAAAGGAUCAUUUUGCUAAAUAAUGGACAGCAAAGCAGCAAUAACAGUCCAUAUUAAUACGCAAAUACUAGCCAGUGUGAAGAUUUGAAUAAGAAUUUACAAAUGUAAAUAUUUUUUUCAUUUACAAUAUUGUAUAAUAUAUGUACAUGGUGUUUCCUUUUUCAAAAAGAAAUCUUUUCUUACAAUAGCUGUCUUGUUUUUUUGUUUUUGAUUUUGAAUUUGUGUUUUAACUGAGAUGUUUCAAAAAGAGUUAAUGCAGUGCGUAAGAGAAUAUUCCCUACAUACAAAUGUUAAUCCAUUUCUUUUCUUUUUUUUACUGUAGAGUCUUUAUAUUGAAAUGGCUUUUUUCACCAGUUCAUAUAUAUUUUUAACAGUAUGUUCAGUAUCAGAUAGCAGACCUACACACACUUGACUACGCCACCUUGCAGGUUGUUUCCCCCUCAUCCUCAUGUAUCUUUUUAGCCCUAUGCUGCUGCUAAUACUAUAUAAACCUUACAAGUCUAGAACUAUUUUUAUGUAAGAGGUAAAUGUAAGCUUUCCCAUUUAUUAAUGCCACAUAUACAGUAUGAAAACCAAGCUUGGCGUAUUCAUCUAUCUCCCUUGUUUCCUUCAUCUUUUCACGCCUUUUUCCUCAUCCCUCCUACAACGACGCCCUUCCCCUUCUCUCACGACACGGACUAUAUUGUAAAGUAAAGGACUUUAUGAGAUUAUGUUUGAAAAUAGCUAUGCUUAUAUACUACAGUGACUGAAUGUACAGUGUAUAGAUGCAUUACCAGAAAUAAAGUUGUUUGUCCAGA